AUGCUGACCCUAUACGGUGAGGUCGAGGUUCCGGACUCUACAGCAUCUUCGUUGGCCAGUACCACGUCCACCAGUGUUGUCUACCGAAUCCCCAGCAGGGAUGGGUCGCAAGCUGUAGCAUCGGUGCUGAAGCAAGGGCCGCAAGCUCGAACGAUCGAAGAGUUCUCCCGGUCACAUCUAGCGUCUGCGGGCGGCGCACAUUUCAAGAGCGAGAAAGGCCAUGGCAGCACAAGCUACCUAUGGCGGGUGACAGCCGACGACCGCAUCCUCCAACUUGAGCCAGCCUCUCUCACCAAUACAGAACAGCCGGCAGGACGGUCGACGCGACCAUUGUUCUUCGAGUUCCCCGACCCGAUCCGUGAUCACACAGUCGGAUUCGCAGAUCUGACGGACGAAGAUGGACUCGAGGUAUUCAUCUGCACAAACAAGAACGAGCUACAUCAUCUUACCAUCCCGGCUGCCGCGUUCAGCGCUCAAGAGCAACCCAGCGAGGCGGAACGGCGCAACAGGAUCAGUCAAUGGCACAGACAAAUCAACAUCACUUCGUUACAGAUCAAUACCGUCUUCCGACUGCAAGUCCAUUCAGCGACCGAAAUAUUCCUCUGCUUCACCAGUGGCAGCAUACAGCACCUCACGCGCAAGAGCGGAAGUCAUAAAUGGGACGGUCUGGUGUACGACGAUGCCACAUGGGGAUCAUCAUUCAGCAGCCUGCUUGGUCGUGGUGGUUCUCGGAAGCUGGAAUACGGGUCAACAUAUGUCGACAGCCGCACAGCCCAGGCCAUUCAAGCAUCUGCAGACAGCACCUAUCUCUACACAGUCUGUUUGAACCACCAACUGCGUGUAUGGCAUGUUCCGAGCGGAAAGUUGGUAGUUGCCAAGGACUUACUCGACCAUGAAGGCGACGAGCAUGCACGAACGCUCAGUGCGUUUGAUCGCGGACACCUACAGCAUCUACAAGGCGUUGAAAUGCGUGGAUCAAUCCUCGUCACCUUUUCGCCACGCGAUGGAGGUCAAUUCAAGUUCUGGGAUGUGCGAGGCGGUCUGACAGACACACUGACAGUCUCCGACCGCUAUCCAGGUGUCAAGCUCACCCCUCCAGACCCAGAUCCAACUGGCACAACGGUAUGGUCCAUGGUCAGUUUCCGCGUCGUCCCGUACGGCGAACUCGAUGCUCGUGGGUCGGCACAGCUUUGGAUCCUCUGGCGCAAUAACGACCACUACACCGUCUAUUCACUGCACUUCGACCUCGACGACAUUGGUCGAUCGUGGCCUGAGCACAACUGGCUCUGGUGUGGAAGAUGCCACAACACUGUGCUCAAGUACUUGACGGCACCCGGAAGAUAUCCCGAUGCAGUCCUCGAGACUGCUUUGAAUAUCUUCUCGCGUAGCACAAGUACUCGCUCAAAUCAAACUUCAGACUCUGACUUGUGCCGCCGGAUAUGUGAUGCUAUCGCGCCAGCAGCACGCCUGAAGAAGCAAGAAGGAGGCAGCAUGAACUUCGACGCUUUUUCGUACGAGGUUGACCAAUCUUGGCGAACGUUUCACCGGACAGUAGAGAAGGUCAACGAUACCCGCUUCGGACCGCUCUCACUCGCACAUGAUGGUCAAGUCGCUCGUCCCGUGCUGAUCAUGGCGGACAAGGUGGUAUUGUUGCAGGAACUGGACAGGUUCGGUCUCGCCUUGCACAACAGCACCGACGAACUCUCGGAUCUGGAGUCAAUCGCCUCAAGCCGGUGGCCUCAUCGGCAAGUCUCAACUGAGGAGAGUGGCGUCUCGCUGGGACUACUCGCUCAGCUGUUGCAAUCGGCGAGGAGGUUUGCCCACGAUUUCCCACCUGAUCUUACGGAAGGUCUCGAGGCUACAAUCACAGAUCUCCUAUUCCUUAACGGCGAUCAAGUAAUACCGUCCGUGCUGUCAGAUAUGUACGAUGAUCUGGCUUUUGGCGAAUUGGUCUCAGACGAUGCGUUUCACAGACUAGAGAACAGCUUCAGACCACUUGGCGGCAUCGAAGCACUUAGCAAUGAUCUGAUACUUGCAGCUCUGGGCUUGCUGCCGCAAAUAUCUGGUCAGGAUGGUAGUCUCACGACAUCCAUCAAAGAACAUCUGGGUGGUUAUUUACAGGAUCAGGACCUUCUCAACAGCUUACUAUCAAUCCGAGAAGUUCUUUCCAGCUUGAUCGCUGUGAUCGUCUUUGUGGAAGGCGAGUUCAACCAGGAUGAAGGCGCAAAGAUGCCUAACUUCGACGCGGCCGAGCUUUUCAAUAGGGUCGCACCCAUGCUCAGAACUACCGAGCGCGAUGCCUGGGUGCUGCGACAUUUCAACGGAGUCUCCGAUGGAUCCUCACCACAAGAUCGAUCGACUGGUGCGCGUGAGUCCCUCAAGCAGUUCCUUUACAGAAACGACAGGCAGAUGGGAGAGAACGACAUAUCCGCACCUCUCGAAGCCACCGCAGUUGAUGUUCUCGAGCAUGUUGCAAAUGCAGACUUCAUCACAUCCACUAUCGGCCUCUUCUGUGCUUCUUGCGAUGGUUUCCUGCCUGCCAAGCCAUUUGCUGCCUACAUGCGAGGCCGACUGGCUCUCCUACGACACGAGGUUGAUCGUGCAGAGCAGUACUUCCAUCAAGCGGCGUUUGGUCUCGCCCAUGGCAGGGCUACGCACAGUCUCGUCGAUUUGUCUCUGGGGUUCAUCGAUGAGGUUGAGUCGGACGAUUUUUACAACGGACUACCGAGAUAUCUGCGUCAUGUGAUGACUCUCUUCGAGCAGGCUUCCGCCCAUGCGCAGGUUGUGCACUUUGGCAAAGCGACACUGCAAGCACUCACUACCGAUCAGCGUGAGACUUCGCCAGAACUGAAGUUCGAUGUCCUCAAGAGCCUCCUCAAGUCCAACAUCAGCCUGCUCCGCUUCCGCGCCGCAUUCGACACAGUCACACAACUCAACGACCCCCGGUCAGCUGCGCAGUCAGCAACUCACCUGAUACAAAGCAUCCUGGACACCCAAACCAAUGGCCUCUCCACUAAAGAGACCGUCAACAUACUGCUAUCCUUCCCAUGGGCGCUACACCCCGACCUGGCAGAACGACUAGACGUGCAGCUCACCACCCUUGCCAAGCAGCAAAAAACCAUUUCCACUACAAAUGCAUCAGCAUUGCGACCGUCAACGAUCCUACAAGGCCCAGCCAACGACACCGACACGCCCGACCACCUCUCAAUAGUGCACGCUCUGCGCCUCGCGCAAGGUGACUACCGCGGCGCAAUCGCCGCCUUACACGAUCGGCUGCGUCUGGUGCUGCAGCAGAGUAGAGCUCGCGCUGACCCCCAAGCCACGGCGAUCCGACAUGCAUUGCUUGCGCUGAUUAAUGCGCUGAGCUGUGUGAGCGUUGAGGAGGCGUGGAUUGUCACGGAUAGCAUGACGGAGGCGGCCGAUGAGGCUGCUGAGAAGAAGGCGGGCGGUGGGAGAUGGGGAAUGCCUGAUGUUGACAGCCUGAUUGCUUUCCUCAAAGAGCGAAACGCUGGCGGUGGUAGCGGAGGUGGUAUUGGGGAGAAGCGCGAUAGCGAUGAUGCCGCUGCAGAUGCAGAUGAGGAUGAUGCGAGUAACAGCAGGCCGGCGAAGAAGCGCAGAAGGGUCAUCAUCACUCUGGCAGACCUGAGACGGCAGUAUCAAGACGUCCUCGAUCGGUGUGCGCGGGUUGAGCGCGGAGACUUUGGCUUCGAUGAGGAAGAUGGGGAGGAUGAGAUCGAAGAUGAGGACAUGGAACUGGAAGGAAAUGCUAACGGCGGCGGCAUUCGGCAACGACUUAUCGGCGGGUUUCGUGGUGAUGAUGCUUCUGUGCCGAUGCAGAUCGACGGGCUUUUGGGUAGGAGUGAGAGGAUGGAGCUCACGAUCUUGCCGAAUGGUGGUGCCGGCGCUGGCGGCGAUACGAUGUUGGGUGAAGGGAGGAGCUUGCUUGCUGUUCGGUGA
Molecule: messenger RNA, 3957 nt
Organism: Cyphellophora attinorum
Lineage: Eukaryota; Fungi; Ascomycota; Eurotiomycetes; Chaetothyriales; Cyphellophoraceae
Exons: 3
Coding region: 1-3957 (1318 amino acids)
Cellular component (GO): nuclear pore
Molecular function (GO): structural constituent of nuclear pore
Source: RefSeq, a predicted model, not a curated record